This is a messenger RNA of Lichtheimia ornata, 1644 nucleotides long. RefSeq lists its product as uncharacterized. Gene Ontology annotation, molecular function: oxidoreductase activity, acting on paired donors, with incorporation or reduction of molecular oxygen; heme binding; iron ion binding. Bases 1 to 1644 code for a protein of 547 amino acids. The record is from RefSeq and is a predicted model, not a curated record. The transcript is spliced from 10 exons. Lineage: Eukaryota; Fungi; Mucoromycota; Mucoromycetes; Mucorales; Lichtheimiaceae.
AUGCCUAUUGUGUCCACACUUGCUCAACGAGCCAAUACAUGGCUGUUGCCAGGACUUGAAAGGAUCAUUCAUGUUUACUCUACAGUCAUUAUGCCCCAUCUACGUCAACGAAAAGCAUUCGUUGUCCCCCUUGUUGCCAUGGCGACCGUAACACUCGCUCUUUAUCGUUUCUAUCGAAAGAUUAGCCGACCUCCCGCCUCCCUCAGUCACUUGCCCUAUUGUGAUUUUUGGACCACCAUCAAGUAUUACAUGACCAAUGGCCUUGUACAAGAUUAUUCACGCCAAGUCAUCCUUCCAACACUGGCAGCAGGUUCUGGUGUCUUUGCACGAUUUAGCCCUGAGGGUUGGAUUGUUGAUAUUGCUGAUCCAAUAGCAGCAAAACAAAUGCUUCUAAAGACUGAUAACUUUCCGAAAUCGGAGACAACCAUGGGUGUUCAAGGCACCUUGAUUGAACGCUAUGUGGGUGGGCCUAAUAUUGUAUUCCUUAAUGGCCAUGAUUGGAAGCGUCAUCGCAAGAUUGCCAAUCCAGCAUUCCAUCGUGCAUUCCCAGUGAAGCUCUUUGGCACUUUGGCACAAAACAUGUUCAAGGCUGUCGAUGAUGAUAGCAAUGGCAAGAUCAAUGUUCUCGAUAUCUUUACGAGAUUAACAUUGGAUGCCAUUGGCACUGCCGGUUUUGGUUUCAACUUUAAUGCUUUGGAGGAUAAGGACAACAAGUGGGUUUCCGGGUAUAAUAGCAUUAGAGAGGGCAUGGUCAAGCCUCUCUAUAUCCUAAUGCCCAUCUUCGAUACCAAGUUUGUGCAUCUCAUCCCCGACCGACAAAAGGCACACGACAACCUCACUGAUUUUCUCAACAUGCUGGAUACCAUUAUCAAUGACAAGCGGGAGCAAAUUGCUGCCAAAAAAGCUGCCGAUAUUGAAGACCAUGAAAAGGACUUGCUCACGCUCAUGAUUGAAAGCGAAAUGAAUCCGGAAUCGGAGGGUGCUGUCAUGUCCAAUGAAGAACUCAAGAGCAAUUUGUGCAUCUUUUUCUUAGCCGGUCAUGAUACCACCGCAUUUGCAUUAUCAUGCGCUAUAUACGAACUUGCAAAGAACCAGGACGUUCAAGAAAAGGCACGACAAGAAGUCAUUCGCAUUUUGGGCGAUGAGUCAUGCGAUGUAUUGCCCACGGUCGAACAAACAAAGCAAAUGACCUAUCUAAACACCAUCAUCAAAGAGACACUAAGAUUGCAUAAUCCUCUAUUAACAAUGACGACUCGUACCACUGUGGAAGACUGCGAAUUGGGUGGUGUCUUCAUCCCAAAGGACACCAAGAUUGAUGUUGACAUUUACAAUCUUCAUCGAAGUCCACGUGUGUGGAGUAAUCCCGAUGAAUUCAUUCCUGAUCGAUAUGCACCUGGAGGUGAAGCCGAACGUCAACCUGGCUCAGGGUUAGCUUGGGUGCCUUUCAGUAAUGGUGGACGUCAGUGUAUCGGUAUGAAUUUUUCCCUCGCACAACAACGUGUUGUUUUGGCUAUGCUACUACGUAAAUAUACAUUUGAGCUACCAAAAGAUACCAUCCACAAGAACGAUAUCCAGAAACGAGGCAUCAUUUUCGGCAUGAUCACUAUUGAAAACCUGGAUAUUGUUUUCAAUCGUCGUUAUUAG